Messenger RNA from Amoebophrya sp. A120, 2504 nucleotides. The record is from the annotation of a GenBank genome assembly. Lineage: Eukaryota; Dinophyceae; Syndiniales; Amoebophryaceae.
CUGCAGCAUGAUCAUGAAGAUGCAAGGUAUUAACGAAUUUAGGAAGUUCUUCUUAGGAUCAACGGGAUUCGGAUUGCUAUUUUCAGCAGGAGUGACUACUUUCACUCCUGCUGACACUCUUUCACUCCUGCUGACACUCAAUUAGGAUCAUUCUGAUUCUACUUUAACUUUCUGUACACGACAAUGCGGAAGCGAAGAAAAUGGCCAGCGCUUUUGCAGCUUCUGCUGUCCCUCAUUGCUCUCGGGUCGUUCUUCGCAGCCUCAGCUGUCGGGCGCACCUUGCCCUCAGUCCCUGAGACGACCACAACCACGUCAAACGAGGGCGAAGCGACGGGUAAUUACGUAGUUGGCACGAAAACAAGCGAAGCCAUACCCAUAGCCAGCUCCAAGAACAAAGCGAAGGGUGGUCUUGCGGUUCUCUUGGACGAGCGUAACACUGCGAGUAAGUCGUCGUCCGUGGGAGGAGCAUCAUCUUCUCGUCUAGCUGCACAACAUCAACAGGAUGAUGAAGCGGAUGAAGAAAUGCAAAACAGGCAAUCAGAAAUGGAGAAGACUCUGACUGCUGCAGCGGGAAAUAAACGGCACGCGGCAACGAUGAUGGCACGACACGACGCAGAAGCGCAGCACGGGGGUCAUCUUAGGUUGCACAAUUUGAUGGCCAGGACGACGAAGUCUACCUUUGCAUCAUCUUUACACAGCUCAACGCACGAGGACUCUUCAGCAGUGUCGUCAUCACUACAAAAACGGCGCACGAGUUCUGCACAAUCCAGCUCCACCACCUUGGCGCUGUCGCUUUCCAACAAACGCUGGCUUUCCGCGGCACACCUGCUGACGCCGAGCACGUUGCGGAACGACAUGGCGAAUGUUUUGCAAAACUUGCAGGAUUUGGAGCAGGGACGCGAUUUUUAUGGUACUACAACACAAAGUGCGACCGGCUCAGCAGCUACCACUGCCAGUGGAAGUAGACGGUUGUCCGACCCGGACGAGCCCACGUUGGAAUUUUCCUCCGGUCCGGGUGGUGAAGAUGCAAAAACCUCCAACCCCCAGAUCGCGGAACUAGAAGAAAAUUCGGCGAAUGCUGCACCCACGACCGCGACCUCUUCCUUCGCGCGCCUCCUCCUGGAUUCCCUCUGCAUGUUCCUGCCCUUUUUUAUGUUUCUCAGCCCCGGGGUUUCCGUCUUCUACCCCGCGUGGAAACAAGCCGAUCGGAACAGUGCGAAUGCGGGUGGUGUCGGUGGAAGUGCUGGAGCCUCGUUCUCCCUCCCACCACUCCCGCUGACGUCACAAACCACCCAGUGCUUUCUGUGGCUGCUGUUCGGGUUACAUCUAAGCAAGGACGCGCAGCCGGUGGUGCUGAUUCCAAACGUUGUCGGCCUGGUUUUGGGCGUGGUCUAUUUGUAUCUCUACCCGAAGUUUCUGGGCAGUGCUGCCAGUAAUUCUCCGACGGUGUCUUUAUUUAAGCAGCAAUACCGCUUGCAGAUGAAUCUCGUGAUCCUGAUCGCGGUGAUCGGCGUCGUGCUGCAUUGGAUGGCGUUUGUUUUCGAGCAGAACACUAUGGAAAUAGCAAAUGGAGCAGCAGGACGAGGAGCUACAACUUCAUCAUCCUCUGAAGCUUCUUCAAGUGGAAGCAAAAAUCCACAAAGCAACGUCGCACACGACACUAUCGGGUACCUCGCCUGUUUGAUUGGGCUACUACUUCUAACCAGCCCUCUGUUUGUGAUUCAGCAGGCUCUGGAGACGGGGAACCCGCAGGUGAUGGGCAGCUUCGUCAUGAAUUUGUUCUCCUUUUCCUGUGCCUUCGUCUGGACGAUUCAGGGCGUGCUGAUCAACCAAAAACCCGUGCUGAUUCAGAACUUCUGCGGGACGGUCGCGAACGGGCUGGCGCUUGCUGUUCGGUGGUAUUUGGAGGUGAAAUUCGGAACGAAUUUAGUGCACGGUAGCAGCAUGAUACCUCCAGCUGUACAGCAUGCUGUGGAUUUCGACCUCGAGAGCCCGGAGAAGGAUCAAGCGAAUGAUGACGAGAGCGAGCUGACGACGAUCACCAGCAGUACUGUGUCGACCACGGCGAGCGUGAUUAUAGGCGGGAGCAUGACAGCUGGCAGUGCCGGUGCACAGAGCUCCUACUCUGCUGGAGGGGGAGCGGCCUUCAGUGUCGGAGCAGCACAGUUCUCCCCGCCAAUGAACAUCAAGGGCGGGCCGGUGGAGUGAAUAAGUGCUUCAUCUUGUUCCAUGACACGGAUGAAAGGGUACAAGACGGUGUUAGACAUGGAUUGACCUGCUGUUUUCAACUUUUGCGAACUACCUUCUUUUCCACCAUAGAUGCUGCAAGAUCAUGUGCUACUUCUGCGAUCUUCGGUUGAUGUAUUGAUAAAAACUUUAUUGCACAGGAGUCCCAUGAUUGUAGCUUCUUGCAUCGCAGCUUUUGUGGAGAAGCGAAUGUGCAGUCUGUCAGCAAAGAAUAGAAAGAAAUGAAAUUGCCAGCUGCACGAGCGACAUGAAUUUUG